AACGACAGGACCUGGGCUCCGGUUUCCGCACGCGCGCCGAGCCCUUUUGGACCGACGCUCGUGAGACACGGAGCGCUAAGGACGACGGACCGCAGAGGUUGUCUGAAGGCCGAGGCCAAGAUGGCGUCCCUGACCGCUCCUGGCUUGCUCUGCAUUCGGGUCCUUGGCCUGCGUUCAUGCGCGGGUGCAGCAGUGCAGGCACGGGGCAUCCAUCUGAGCGUGGCCAAUGAGGGCCCAAGCAGUACCCAGCCUGCUGUGUCCAAGGCCGGAGCUGUGGUCACCAAAUACAGCGACAUUCCUAGGAACCGGGGCGAGUAUGUGGUGGCCAAACUGGAUGACCUCAUCAACUGGGCCCGCCGGAGCUCACUGUGGCCCAUGACCUUCGGCUUGGCCUGCUGUGCUGUGGAGAUGAUGCACAUGGCAGCACCCCGCUAUGACAUGGACCGCUUUGGUGUGGUCUUCCGUGCUAGCCCACGCCAAGCCGACGUAAUGAUUGUGGCUGGCACACUCACCAACAAGAUGGCCCCAGCACUCCGCAAGGUCUAUGACCAGAUGCCGGAGCCACGUUAUGUUGUGUCCAUGGGGAGCUGUGCCAACGGAGGCGGAUACUAUCAUUACUCCUACUCUGUCGUGAGGGGCUGUGAUCGCAUUGUGCCUGUGGACAUAUACGUACCAGGCUGUCCCCCAACCGCAGAGGCCCUGCUCUACGGCAUCCUACAGCUGCAGAGGAAGAUCAAGCGGGAGAAGAGACUCAAAAUGUGGUACCGAAGGUAGUGCUGCCCAUGCUACUACCCUGCAAUUGUGAAUAAAUCCAUAGUAAACUUG
This is a messenger RNA of Dipodomys spectabilis (banner-tailed kangaroo rat), 825 nucleotides long. It is a transcript of the gene Ndufs7, whose product is annotated as NADH:ubiquinone oxidoreductase core subunit S7. Gene Ontology annotation, molecular function: quinone binding; NADH dehydrogenase (ubiquinone) activity; 4 iron, 4 sulfur cluster binding. Gene Ontology annotation, biological process: mitochondrial respiratory chain complex I assembly; electron transport coupled proton transport; aerobic respiration. The record is from RefSeq and is a predicted model, not a curated record. Lineage: Eukaryota; Metazoa; Chordata; Mammalia; Rodentia; Heteromyidae. The coding region runs from base 121 to 774 and encodes 217 amino acids. The transcript has 8 exons.